Messenger RNA from Molossus molossus (Pallas's mastiff bat), 1261 nucleotides. RefSeq names its product sperm-associated antigen 6. The record is from RefSeq and is a predicted model, not a curated record. Gene Ontology annotation, molecular function: microtubule binding. The coding region runs from base 1 to 549 and encodes 182 amino acids. The transcript is spliced from 4 exons. NCBI's taxonomy places the organism in Eukaryota, Metazoa, Chordata, Mammalia, Chiroptera, Molossidae. Gene Ontology annotation, cellular component: acrosomal vesicle; sperm principal piece; microtubule cytoskeleton. Gene Ontology annotation, biological process: epithelial cilium movement involved in extracellular fluid movement; filopodium assembly; neuron projection extension.
AUGACUCUUUUGAUCAACGCUCAGGGUGUGCCCCAGUUGUCAGUCUGCUUGUCAGAAGAACCGGAGGAUCACAUUAAGGCUGCUACUGCCUGGGCCCUGGCCCAGAUUGGGAGACACACGCCAGAGCACGCCCGGGCUGUCGCAGUCACAAAUGUCCUGCCAGUUCUGCUUUCUCUGUACAUGUCAACAGAAAGCUCUGAAGAUCUUCAAGUAAAAAGUAAAAAAGCCAUCAAGAGUAUCUUACAAAAAUGCACCUAUUUACCAGCCCUUGAGCCAUUUCUAUAUGAUGCUCCUCCCAAUAUUCUGAAGCAUGUGGUUGGACAGUUCAGUAAGGUGUUGCCACAUGACAGCAAAGCUCGACGACUUUUUGUAACAAGUGGUGGACUUAAAAAGGUUCAGGAGAUAAAAGCAGAACCUGGAUCUCUUCUUCAAGAAUAUAUCAACAGUAUUAACAACUGCUACCCAGAGGAAAUAGUAAGGUACUAUUCUCCUGGAUAUUCAGAUACACUUUUGCAGAGAGUGGACAGCUACCAACCACUUAUUAACUGAGCAAAGUUACGCUUUUAUACUUGAAUUCACAGCAGAGUAGUUACAAGUAACAGUUAUUUGUAAAAGCUCUUUCUAAAUUUUAAGGCAUUUGUUAUUGUUCUAUUAAAAACCACACACACACACCCCUCCAACUAGAUACAGAUGAAAGAUGGUAUUCAAAAACUCAUAGUUAUUUUGGCCAAUUCUUCAUAGGCACAGGCAAGGAAAACUGUCCUUGUAAAUUCCACAGUAGGUACUAGAAGGAAAACAGUUGAAAAGAAGAAACUGAUGACGGAAGUACGAAGACUCUAAACAAAUACUGGUGACAUCAAUGCAUGAACCGAACACAGAUUCUGUGAAUAACCUGUCAUAGAUAACCUUAAGAACUUAGGAAACUCCUUUUCGCCCCAAGUUCCCUGAGCUCUUAUCUUACCCUACCUAAACUGUUUCUUACCUGCACGGGGCUGGAGAGGACAGAAGCGAACAUUAAGCAUUAUGCUGCCGCAGAAGCACAGCUGAAGCAUGAUGGCGCUGGUCUUGAAUGGUGGUGGUGGAGUUGGGGUGAAGUGGUUGGAUUCCGUGUAUAUUUAAAGGUAAAAGCAACAAGAUCUGAUAUAGAUUGAAUGUGAGAUGUGUGGGGUGUGUAAAGAAUGAAGUGAGAUAAUAGUGGCUUUUCAAAUAGAAUACUUGAUGAUUUAGUUGGGUUUUUAUAAAAUCAAAUAAACAUCUUUGA